Polychytrium aggregatum is the source of this 1368-nucleotide messenger RNA. Its product is annotated as Ctr copper transporter family-domain-containing protein. NCBI's taxonomy places the organism in Eukaryota, Fungi, Chytridiomycota, Chytridiomycetes, Polychytriales. Gene Ontology annotation, biological process: copper ion transmembrane transport. Gene Ontology annotation, cellular component: membrane. The transcript has 2 exons. The record is from RefSeq and is a predicted model, not a curated record. Gene Ontology annotation, molecular function: copper ion transmembrane transporter activity. The coding region runs from base 112 to 1311 and encodes 399 amino acids.
UCCGUCCCAUCUGUCCCAUCCCACCAUCCCAUCCCUCUGCUGCCCCCGCUGGCGCUUCCACGCUUGUCGCUGCCCUUGGGCCCAUCGCCCCUCGCUGUCCUCCGUCGCUAUAUGCCCGUGCGUCUCUCAACCAUGCUCCGCCGCAUCUUCCUUCUCGCCAUCGUCCUGGCCUCGCUCUUCAUCCUCACCCACCAGCAAACCACCAACUCCAACUCCAAUGUGACCGCCGCCCUCCAGGACCUAUGCACCCAAAUGCCCGGCAUGCCCGGCUGCUCUCUGCGGUCCACCUGCCAGUCGGCGUCAGCCACCAUCCCGUCGCCGUACUGCACACCCCAAUCCCUCCUCACCGACAUUUGCGUUGUCGAUGGCAUGAGCGGCAUGACCUCGUGCUCGGGAUACAGCUCCAUUUGCCCCUCGCAGACCGGCAACUGUGCCCAGCUGCCUGGCAUCCCCACCUCCAAGACCCUGGCCACCCAGAUCCAGUCCAUCUGCACCCAGAUGACCAUGGACGGCUGCGAAAAAUGCCCGAAGCUUCAGAAUCCGGCCACCAAGCCUGUCUACGACGACUGCGACAUGCUCAGCGUCUACUCGAUGCUCUGCCAAGCCAUGCCCAACAUGGCCCAAUGCUCGACCUAUGCCGCCUACUGCGCUGACUCUUCGCCCCUGAGCGCCUCGCCCUACUGUCCCGCUUCUCCACAGACCAGCGCCCCGGUCAUGAAGAUGUAUUUCCACACCGGCCUGCUCGACUAUGUCCUCUUCGAGUCCUGGGUGCCCCGCACCACCGCCCAGUUUGUCGGCUACUGGUUCUUUGGCUUCCUCCUCGGCGUCUUGUUCGAGUUCCUGCAGGGCUACCACCAGAUCCUCGAGGCUCAGUGGACCGAGCAGAUGCGAAUCGCCAGGAAGGUCAGCGCCAAGGCUUCGGCAUCGAGAGCCAACAACGCCGAGGCCACUUCAACGGCGCACUCGGCUGCCGAUACGGCCUAUACGCCCAUGGCCCCGGGCACCUCGGGUGGUCUCAAGACCAUCUGGGGCCUGUUCAAGACUCCAUCGCCCCUCUCGAACCGGCGGCGUGUGCAUGUGUCGUUCAUCCGGGCCGUCUAUCGCUUCGUCACCGCCACGAUUGCCUACAUCCUCAUGCUCAUCACCAUGACCUACAACGUGGCCCUCUUCUUCUCUGUCGUCGCCGGCCUGGCCGUCGGGACCUUCCUGGUUGCCCAAAAGGUCAAGGAGAUUGUUCUCAUCGCCAUCAACAGCAGCGAUCGCCCUGAAGAGCCCGAGACGACCACCGCCGCCGCUGAUCUGUGCUGCUGAUUUGUGCCGCUGAUUUGUGCUGCUGUUUCGAAUAAAAUCGAUGCGCGAUCACCACAA